This is a messenger RNA of Linnemannia hyalina, 456 nucleotides long. Lineage: Eukaryota; Fungi; Mortierellomycota; Mortierellomycetes; Mortierellales; Mortierellaceae. The record is from the annotation of a GenBank genome assembly.
AUGCCCCAGUACCGCCAUCCUCAAGGGGACACCGCUGACGAUGGUAUCCACGUGGAUACCCAUGAGUUGGAAAUCACUGUAAUCCACCCUCAUCAGUUCAUGGAGAUGUAUGGUUGGAUUCCUCACAUGGACGAGGACUUUAGGGAGUUCAGAAUGUUGGAGGAUGACAACUGCGUUGAGUUCAGCAUCAAGAUUAUCAAAUUCAAGGCUUGCAAGUUUGAGCGAGGUAUUACCUUGGAUGUGAGUGCCUUUGGUAUCAAAGCCAAUGCCAUUGAAUGCGCUGAUGUCCAUCAAGGAUGCUCCGUCAACCCCAUUGACAGCAUUGCUGGAAAAGUUGGUGUCAAUGGAAUCUGCCGCAAUGGAAAGGUUAACAUCUCGGCCAACUUGUGCAUUGGACCCAAGAUCUUCAGAAAGUGUGCCAACAUCCCCCACGUCAGCAUUGGAAUCUCUUGCUAG